Molecule: messenger RNA, 730 nt
Organism: Paramormyrops kingsleyae
Lineage: Eukaryota; Metazoa; Chordata; Actinopteri; Osteoglossiformes; Mormyridae
Product: myosin light chain 5
Molecular function (GO): calcium ion binding
Source: RefSeq, a predicted model, not a curated record
AACUGUCCAGCUUAGCCUUAAGGAAGAGCAUCAGUCUCCAUCACACAUGGCCAGCCGGAAGACCAAGAAGAAGGAGGGUGGGGCAAAGCGUGCCCAGCGAGCCUCCUCCAACGUCUUCUCCAUGUUUGAGCAGACGCAGAUCCAGGAGUUCAAAGAGGCUUUCACGCUGAUCGACCAGAACCGGGACGGCUUCGUCGAUAAGGAGGACCUGAAGGACACCUAUGCCUCGCUGGGAAAGCUGAACGUCAAAGACAACGAACUGGAGGACAUGCUGAAGGAGGCCAGCGGGCCCAUCAACUUCACCAUGUUCCUCAACCUGUUCGGGGAGAAGUUACACGGGACCGACCCAGAGGAAACCAUCCUCAAUGCGUUCAGAAUGUUUGAUCCUGAGGCCAAGGGACACAUACACAAAGAUGUAUUGCAGCACCUCCUGAUGACACAGGCUGAUAAGUUCACGGCUGAGGAAGUCAACCAGAUGUUCCAGUCCUCCAACAUAGACACAUCAGGAAACUUAGACUACAAAUCCCUUUGUUACAUCAUCACGCAUGGAGAGGAGCAAGAGUGAAGGGGCCGCAGGUGUCAAGUGUUCCGGCCGUCUAUUCUCUGCACGCAAUGUCACUGACCCCUGACCUCUCCUGUCAUCGAGGGCUGCAAGUCAAUAAAGAGCUGUUUUUUUUUUUAUAUAUAAAUCUGGCUGGUGGUAAACAGUGAGUUUAAGUGCAGCUGCCUG